Miscanthus lutarioriparius is the source of this 1077-nucleotide messenger RNA. Lineage: Eukaryota; Viridiplantae; Streptophyta; Magnoliopsida; Poales; Poaceae. The record is from the annotation of a GenBank genome assembly.
AUGCCAACCAUGCCCGCAGUUUCGGGCGCCACCGGCGUGUUACCUCCAGCGGCGGCCAACGUCGUCGUCGAGGACAUCUAUGGCUUCCUGCGCGUCCUCGGUGACGGCACCGUCCUCCGGUCACCGGAGCAACCCGUGUUCUGCCCGGACGCCUUCCCCAGCAGCCACCCGUCGGUGCAAUGGAAGGAGGCCGUCUACGACAAGGCCAACAACCUCCGCGUCCGCAUGUACAAGCCGUCGUCCACGGCCGGCGGCGGCGAGGACGCCAGGAAGAAGCUGCCGGUGCUGGUCCACUUCCACGGCGGCGGCUUCUGCCUGGGGUCGUGCACGUGGGCGAACGUGCACGCGUUCUGCCUCUGCCUCGCCGCGGAGGCCGGCGCCGUCGUGCUCUCCGCGGGGUACCGCCUCGCCCCGGAGCACCGCCUCCCCACGGCGGUCGACGACGGCGUGGGUUUCAUGCGCUGGCUGAGUGCGCAGUCCACCAUGGACGCCGCCGCCGACGGCUGGCUCACCGACGCCGCCGACUUCGGCCGCGUGUUCGUCACGGGCGACUCGGCGGGCGGCACCAUAGCGCACCACCUCGCCGUGCGCGCCGGCCUGGCCGCCACCAAGCGCGGCGAGGUCGAUCUCGACCUCCGCCCGGUCACGGUGCGAGGCUACGUCCUCCUGAUGCCGUUCUUCGGCGGCGUCCGGCGGACGCGGUCGGAGGCCGAGUGCCCCGCGGAGGUGCUACUGAACCUGGACCUGUUCGACCGGUUCUGGCGGCUGUCGCUGCCGGCCGGCGCCACCAGGGACCACCCGGCAGCGAACCCGUUCGGGCCGGACAGCCCCGAGCUGGGCUCGGUGGACUUCCGGGCGCCGGUCCUGGUGGUGGUCGGUGGCCUCGACAUGAUGCGCGACCGCACCGUCGACUACGCCGAGCGGCUGGCGGCGAUGGGCAAGCCCGUGGAGCUCGUCGAGUUCGCCGGCAAGCCCCACGGGUUCUACCUGCACGAGCCGGGGUCCGAGGCCACCGGCGAGCUGAUCGGCCUCGUCAGCCGGUUCCUGCACAGUUGCGAGGCGCGGUUGCUUGAUUAG